UGUUGGCAUCAAUCGCUGGUAUAGGUCUUUCCAAACUCUAUCUCUCUCUCUAACGGAAAUACUUCACUUCUCAUCCUCCUCCUCCAAUAUAUUCUGUUGUAAUUUAUCUACUUCUUCUUCCCUUUUCUCCUUGUUUUGUUUACCUAAUUCAGUUGUUCCAAACUUGAUAUAACCAAACAAGCCUUGCCUUGCUCUCUCCAAUUAUAUAGAUCCUCCCUCACUUGAUUCUUCCUCUCUCUCUCUUUCUCUCUCUCUAGAUCUGUAUGUAUGUCUUUUAGGGUUUGUGGUUCAUUAAGUAACUGAUCUUAAUUAUUUUUUCUUACGCUUUUACGAUCAAGAUCAGUCUUAGUUAGCUGCAUAUACACCGUUUGUCAUCUGAAACCGUCUCUUUUAUCUAUAUACUAGAUAUUCAGUUUGUUCAUCUUUUUAUCUUAUCAUUUCAAUAGAGAGAUGUGUACUAGAGGUCACUGGAGGCCGGCAGAAGAUGAGAAACUUAGAGAACUCGUAGAACGGUAUGGUCCUCACAACUGGAACGCCAUCGCCGAAAAUCUACAAGGACGAUCAGGGAAAAGCUGCAGACUGAGAUGGUUUAAUCAGUUGGAUCCUACAAUUAAUCGAACUCCUUUUACGGAUGAGGAAGAAGAACGUCUUCUACAAUCUCAUAGGAUUCAUGGCAAUAGAUGGGCAGUUAUAGCUAGGCUAUUCCCAGGGCGUACUGACAACGCAGUAAAGAAUCACUGGCAUGUGAUAAUGGCAAGACGGUGCAGAGAGAGAUCAAGGUUCUAUGCAAAAAGAGCUGCUCAAAACUUGAUCAACGAAAGGAACAAAUACACAACUAGACAGACUAGCAUUAAUCCAAUGAUUAUAAUGAACAGCGAAUCGAGAAACCUGACUUCCUUAGAAGGGUAUUACAGAAGAUAUCAAAAUCAGAUGAUGAUGUUGCAUAAUACCACUUCUCGUAAUCAAAGUUUAAAACAUCUAUAUUAUCAAACUCCGACCGAUCCUAGGUCCAAAGCCCUAGAAGAUAAUAGUAACCAGAUUGAGUUUUACGAUUUUCUUUGCGUAAAUACUGAUUCAAAUCGAAGUGAAGUGAUAAAUAAUACUGCAAAAAACUAUAGAGACGAGGAAGAGGUGGAACAAGAAGUGAGAGACCAAGCAGCAACCUGCAGCGAAGUGGUACCAUUCAUAGAUUUCUUUUCAGUCGAAAGGCCUACUUGAUUCAUUGGCACUUCAGGAAUCUCUAAUAUAUUAGAUACACAUGAAUGAUAUAUACAUAUAUAUGUAGAUAAUGAAGCUCUCUGAUCGGAACAAAUAUUACGAACGGAUUGCCAAAAAGAAAAACCUAACUAGUUAUUUGCUAGAACUUUUAGAUGUUGUAUGUAGCUGCUCCAUUAGAGAGAACAGAGAGGGAGAGAGAGCUAAUUGUAUUUAUAUCAUUAUGUGUAAGAUUGAUGGCCUGGUUCGUAUAUGCAGGCCGGCGUGGUUGGCAAUUAUGAAUCCAAACAUAACUACACAAUAUAUUUCUACUGGUCUAAUGGCUAGGGGCUUAUGUCAGAUGUGAUGGUCGGGAAUUCUUCCAUACAUUUUUGUAUGGAAAAACACUGCAAUUAUCAUUUUUGUAUGGAAAAACAACUGCAAUUA
Molecule: messenger RNA, 1641 nt
Organism: Papaver somniferum (opium poppy)
Lineage: Eukaryota; Viridiplantae; Streptophyta; Magnoliopsida; Ranunculales; Papaveraceae
Product: transcription factor MYB52-like
Exons: 3
Coding region: 451-1218 (255 amino acids)
Biological process (GO): regulation of DNA-templated transcription
Cellular component (GO): nucleus
Molecular function (GO): DNA-binding transcription factor activity, RNA polymerase II-specific; RNA polymerase II cis-regulatory region sequence-specific DNA binding
Source: RefSeq, a predicted model, not a curated record